AUGGCGGCGACCUCGCCGGCGCCGAUGAGGGCUGUCGGCGUCGCCGGCUCCGCGUUUAGCUUAGCCCCUUCACCCUCGAGGCUCGGCCGUGUCUCCACCGUGCCUUCCGGCCGCCUUCGUCGGUGCCGUGCCGCUCACCGGCGGCACCCUCCUCGAUGCCGCGGGAAGCCGACCGUCGGUGGCGUGGUCGAGGAGGACGAGGAGAGGGAGGCUUCACGGGAGGAUUUGAAGCCCGAGAGGAAGGAGGAGGAGGCUGUGGACACAGUGCGCGCUGUCCUGGGGCGGUUCAGCCUUGACGAGGUUGGGAUGGACAUCCUUGGCAUCGCCUUGCCCGCUGUGCUUGCCCUCGCCGCCGACCCCAUUACUGCGCUCGUUGAUACUGCCUUCGUCGGCCAUAUCGGCUCGGUUGAACUUGCUGCUGUUGGCGUAUCCAUAUCUGUCUUUAACCUGGUCUCCAAGCUGUUUAAUGUGCCACUGCUCAAUGUCACUACAUCCUUUGUUGCUGAGCAGCAAGCGAUGGAUGCAAAUUCUAGCAGUGUAGGACAAAGAGACGAAGUGCCAAUCACCCGAGAGAAGGCAAGUGAAAAAAGGAAGUUUCUCCCGGCCGUGUCAACGUCCUUGGCUCUGGCUGCUGGCAUUGGGUUGAUGGAAAUGGUGGGACUCAUUGUUGGAUGUGGGACACUGAUGGACAUCGUUGGUAUACCUGUCGAUUCACCGAUGCGAGUGCCGGCAGAGCAAUUUCUUACUUUAAGGGCAUAUGGUGCUCCGCCAGUCGUGGUAGCACUUGCAGCACAAGGUGCAUUUCGUGGAUUCAUGGAUACAAAAACACCUCUGUAUGCUGUGGUUGCUGGCAACCUCGUAAAUGCAGUACUGGAUGCCAUAUUUAUUUUUCCACUUGGUCUAGGAGUAAGUGGUGCUGCAUUGGCAACUGUGACUUCUGAGUACUUGGCAGCGUUUAUCCUCUUAUGGAAGCUGAAUAACGAACUAGUCCUCUUCUCAUGGAACAUCAUCGGUGGCGACAUCAUCCGCUACCUAAAAUCUGGUGCACUGCUAAUUGGCAGAACCAUCGCAGUAAUCCUGCCAUUGUGGCUGUCUACAUCAUUGGCUGCAAGGCAAGGGCCUGUUCCAAUGGCUGGCUAUGAGAUAAGCUUGCAAGUCUGGUUAACAAUUUCUCUGCUUAAUGAUGCUCUCGCUCUUGCUGGUCAGGCUCUACUUGCAAGUGAAUAUGCGAAAGGGAACUACAAGCAAGCCCGCACAGUUUUGUAUAGAGUUCUGCAGAUUGGAGGUGUAACUGGUGUUGCACUUGCUGGAACCUUGUUCCUUGGGUUCGGAUCUUUGUCCUUGUUGUUUACAGAUGAUCCAGCAGUGCUAGAUAUUGCACGGUCUGGGGUCUGGUUUGUCACUAUUUCCCAGCCGAUAAAUGCUAUUGCUUUUGUGUUCGAUGGGCUCUACUAUGGUGUUUCUGACUUUGCAUACGCCGCAUACUCCACGCUCUUCGCGGGGGUUGUCUCAUCAGCAUUCCUCCUUGCCGUUGCUCCCAAGUUUGGUCUCGGUGGUGUCUGGGCUGGUCUUAUUCUGUUUAUGGGACUGCGAGCAAUUGCCGGGUUUUGGAGGUUAGGGAGCAAAGGAGGACCUUGGAAAAUAGUUUGGUCAGAGACUGAUUACAGCAACAAACUUAAGCUGGAGUCAUCGCGUGUAAGUUGUAACACAACACGAGCAGAGGAGCUGUCUGAGCCAGCUUCCUCAGAUCCAAAUCGCGCGCGAGAAACACACACAGAUCUCGCCAUGGCCUCCGCUGCUCCUCCCCUCCUCCCCACCUCCGUCCCGGCCGCCGCCCCCGCCACCGUCCUCUCCGCCGCUCCCGACGCCGCCACCUCCAUCGCCUCCCCGGACCCUGCCGCCACGCGCGCCUUCCUGGGCCGCGUCUACGACUCCGCCAAGCGCUCCCUCUCGGGCGCCCGCCCCUGGCCGGAGCUCCUGGACCGCGCCGCGCUCUCCCGCCCGGACUCCCUCUCCGACGCCACCGCGCGCCUCCGCAAGAACCUCGCCUACUUCCGCGUCAACUACGCCGCGCUCGUCGCGCUCUCGCUCGCCGUGGCGCUCCUCGCCCACCCCUUCUCCCUCGCCGCCCUCCUCGCGCUCCUCGCCGCCUGGUGCUUCCUCUACCUGCUCCGCCCCAGCGACGCCGCCCCGCUCGUCGCCUUCGGACGCACCUUCUCCGACAGGGAGACGCUGGGGGGCCUCAUCGCCGCCUCCGUCUUCAUCGUCUUCCUCACCUCCGUCGGCGGGAUCAUCUUCUCCGCGCUCGCCCUCGGCGCGGCCAUCGUCUGCGCGCACGGGGCAUUCCGCGUGCCAGAGGACCUCUUCCUCGACGAGGUGCCCGACCAGGGCCUCGGAGGAGGCGGCGCCACCCUCAACCUGCUCUCCUUCAUCAACGGCGCCACCGGAGGACGCGUCUGAGUCCACCUCUCCGCUCUGCUCUGCUCUGCUCUGCUCCUCCGAAGAGACGAGUCCUCGUUGGCUUGUUUCAGAUCGUCACAUGUACUACAAGGAGAAGAAGAUUAGGAGAGGAUGAAUUCAUGUUAUACAACAGAUACAGUAUUAUACACAUAAGAAACGAACCCUGCCUGCUGGAUCUAGUUUUGUUUCAUUUUUUUGCAUUUCAUAUUGCUGUAUGGUGACAAGGUUGAGCUUAUUACUAGUAUUGAGAUUCUUAUGAUAAAUCUCGAAAACAAAUUUUCA
Messenger RNA from Lolium rigidum, 2742 nucleotides. Its product is annotated as protein DETOXIFICATION 44, chloroplastic-like. Gene Ontology annotation, cellular component: membrane. NCBI's taxonomy places the organism in Eukaryota, Viridiplantae, Streptophyta, Magnoliopsida, Poales, Poaceae. Gene Ontology annotation, biological process: transmembrane transport. The record is from RefSeq and is a predicted model, not a curated record. The transcript has 14 exons. Gene Ontology annotation, molecular function: antiporter activity; xenobiotic transmembrane transporter activity. Bases 1 to 2460 code for a protein of 819 amino acids.